Molecule: messenger RNA, 6814 nt
Organism: Sorex fumeus (smoky shrew)
Lineage: Eukaryota; Metazoa; Chordata; Mammalia; Eulipotyphla; Soricidae
Gene: MYO9B
Product: myosin IXB
Exons: 40
Coding region: 147-6557 (2136 amino acids)
Biological process (GO): intracellular signal transduction
Cellular component (GO): myosin complex
Molecular function (GO): microfilament motor activity; ATP binding; GTPase activator activity
Source: RefSeq, a predicted model, not a curated record
GCGGCGGCGGCGCGGCGGCUGCGGGCGGGCGGGCGGCGGGAGCCGGGAGCCGGGCGGGCACCGGCUGCGCGCGGCGGCCGACGCUCAGCUGCAGGACGUGCCCCGCAGCCACCCCGGAGGCAUGCUGAGGGUGACCAGCCGGCAGGAUGAGCAUGAACCGGGGCCACGGUGGGGUCCAGGCCUCCUACCACCUGCGCAUCUACCCGCAGCUGCCUGGCAUCCCCGCGCAGGCAUCGUGCUGCGUGGCGGCCAGCAAGGACAGCACGGCGGCCGAGGUGGUACGCGAGGCCGUGGCCAGCCUGUGCCUGGACAGCUCCAAGAGCUACGUGCUGGUGGAAGUGAAGGAGACCGGCGGUGAGGAGUGGGCGCUGGACGCUGCAGACGCACCCGCGCACCGUGUGUUGCUGUGGCCGCGGAGGGCGCAGGGCGAGCACCCCCGCGAAGAGGGCCACUACUUUCUGCUGCGGGAGCUGGAGGCCCCGGGCGCGCCCGCGCCCGCCGCCUCGCCGCCCUGCGCCUCGGCUGCCCGGCGCCUGGCGGAGCGCGGGCUGCUGCCCCGGCGGCCGGCCGACCUGGACGAUCUGUGCGACCUCCCGGAGCUGAGCGAGGCGGGGCUGCUGUGCAGCCUGAGGCAGCGCUUCCUGCAGCACAAGAUCUACACAUACGCGGGCAGCAUCCUGGUGGCCGUGAACCCUUUCAAGUUCCUGCCCAUCUACAACCCCAAGUACGUGAAGAUGUACGAGAACCAGCGGCUGGGCCAGCUGGAGCCGCAUGUGUUCGCGCUGGCCGAUGUGGCCUUCCACGCCAUGCUGCGCAAGCGUGCCAACCAGUGCCUGGUCAUCUCGGGCGAGAGCGGCUCGGGCAAGACGCAGACCACCAACUUCCUCAUCCACUGCCUCACGGCGCUCAGCCAGAAGGGCCACGCCAGCGGGGUAGAGCGCACCAUCCUGGGCGCAGGGCCGGUGCUGGAGGCUUUCGGCAACGCCAAGACGGCCCAUAACAACAACUCCAGCCGCUUCGGGAAGUUCAUCCAGGUCAACUACCUGGAGAGCGGGGUGGUGAGGGGGGCUGUUGUGGAGAAAUACCUGCUGGAGAAGUCCCGCCUCGUCUCCCAGGAGAAGGACGAGAGGAACUAUCACGUGUUCUACUACCUGCUGCUUGGCGUCAGCGAGGACGAGCGCCGCGCCUUCCGGCUCCUGCAGCCCCAGGAUUACUUCUACCUCAACCAGCAUGACUUGAAGAUCGAAGACGGUGAGGACCUCAAGCACGACUUUGAGCGUCUGAAGCAGGCCAUGGAGAUGGUGGGCUUCCUGCCGGCCACCAAGAGGCAGAUCUUUGCGGUGCUGUCAGCCAUCCUGUACCUGGGGAACGUGACCUACAAGAAGCGGGCGAGCGGGCGUGAUGAGGGCCUGGAGGUCGGGCCCCCUGAAGUUCUGGACACACUCUCCCAGCUGCUGAAGGUGAAGCGGGAGAUCCUGGUGGAGGUUCUGACCAAGAGAAAAACUGUGACGGCCAACGACAAGCUCAUCCUCCCCUACAGCCUCAGCGAGGCCAUCACUGCCCGUGACUCCAUGGCCAAGUCCCUGUACAGUGCCCUGUUCGACUGGAUCGUGCUGCGCAUCAACCAUGCACUGCUCAACAAGAAGGACAUGGAGGAGGCUGUAUCGUGUUUGUCCAUCGGGGUCCUGGACAUCUUUGGCUUUGAGGACUUUGAGAGGAACAGUUUCGAGCAGUUCUGCAUCAACUACGCCAACGAGCAGCUGCAGUACUACUUCAACCAACACAUCUUCAAGCUGGAGCAGGAGGAGUACCAGAGCGAGGGCAUCUCCUGGCAUCACAUCGAGUAUACAGACAAUGUGGGCUGCAUCCAGCUCAUCAGCAAGAAGCCCACAGGCCUCUUCUACCUCCUGGACGAGGAGAGCAACUUCCCGCAUGCCACAAGCCAGACGCUGCUGGCCAAGUUCAAGCAGCAGCAUGAGGACAACCGCUACUUCCUGGGCACCCCGGUUCUGGAGCCUGCCUUCAUCAUCCAGCACUUCGCGGGCCGGGUCAAGUACCAGAUCAAGGACUUUCGGGAGAAGAACAUGGACUAUAUGCGGCCGGACAUCGUGGCACUGCUCCGGGGCAGCGAUAGCUCGUUCGUGCGUCAGCUCAUUGGCAUGGACCCCGUGGCCGUGUUCCGCUGGGCCGUACUGCGCGCCGCCAUCCGCUCCAUGGCGGUGCUGCGGGAGGCCGGGCGGCUGCGUGCCGAGAGGGCUGAGCGGGCCGCAGCAGCAGCUACUGGACCUCAAAGUCCCCCGGGUGAGCCACAGAGAGUGACUGGCACCCCGUCGGAGAAGCUGUACCGCGAUUUGCAUGAUGAGAUGAUCCAGACCCUCAAAUCACUCCCCUGGCAGGGGGGAGACCCCUGCAGGCUGCUCCAGACCCUCAGUCGGCUGCAGAGACCCCGCGCCUUCAUCCUGAAGAGUAAAGGUAUCAAACCAAAGCAGACGAUUCCCAAGAACCUGCUGGACUCCAAGUCCCUGCGGCUGAUCAUCAGCAUGACCCUGCAUGACCGCACCACCAAGUCGCUGCUGCACCUGCACAAGAAGAAGAAGCCGCCCAGCAUCAGCGCCCAGUUCCAGGCAUCCCUCAACAAGCUCCUGGAGACGCUGGGGAAGGCAGAACCGUUCUUCAUCCGCUGUAUCCGCUCCAACGCCGAGAAGAAAGAGCUGUGCUUUGACGAGGAGCUGGUGCUGCAGCAGCUGCGCUACACGGGCAUGCUGGAGACUGUGCGCAUCCGCAGGUCCGGCUACAGCGCCAAGUACACGUUCCAGGAUUUCACAAAGCAGUUCCAGGCGCUGCUGCCCAAGGACGCGCAGCCGUGCCGGGAGGUGAUCGCAGCACUGCUGCAGAAGAUGGACAUGGCUCCGGGGAGCUACCAGAUCGGCCGGACCAAGGUGUUCCUGAAGGAGGCGCAGCGGCAGGUGCUGCAGGAGACCCUGCACCAGGAGGUGGUGCGUAGGAUCCUGCUGCUGCAGCGCUGGUUCCGCACACUGCUGGAGCGCCGCCGCUUCCUGGCUCUGCGCCGGGCCGCGGUCACUAUCCAGGCCUACUGGCGCUCCUACCGCACCAGGCGUGCUCUGCAGCGGGUGCAGGCUGCCGUGUUCCUGCAGGCCACUUGGCGGGGCUACCGGCAGCGCUCGGCCUACCUGCGCCAGAGACGGAGUGUCAUCCGCCUGCAGAGCCUCUGCCGCGGCCACCUACAGCGCAGGAGCUUCAGGCAGAUGGUGGCUGAGAAGCGGGAGGCCGAGGUGGAGCAUGUGCCUGGCCCGCUGCAGGAAGAGGUGACCCGGCCCGAGGCAGAGCCCAGCGAUGAAGCCCCCACAGAGAGCCCCCAGCCCGAGCCGGAGGCCAAAGUUCCCAGCCUGUCCGAGGUCCCCGCGGCCCCCAAGCCUGCAUUGGACAGCCACGAGAAGGUGGCCAGCAACCGGGAGAAGCGCGAGUCCCGGCGGCAGCGAGGGCUGGAGCAUGUGAAGUUCCAGAACAAACAUGUACAGGCGACCCGCGAGCCCGCGGCCAGGGCCAGGAGCGGAGACACGGAGGCCGGGCCUGAACGUGGGGAUGUAGCAGCCGUGGGGGCCAAGAGCAGUGGCGCGGUGUCCGGGGGACUGAGCUCGGAGCUGGACUCACCCACCGAGCCUGAGAAUCGGGCCCAGGUGGCCGUGCUGGCUGACUCGGACCUGGACCUGCCCGCUAAGGUCGAGGACAGGGACAGGAUCCCUACAGGGGCAAGCUCGGGGCUGGACUCUGCUUCUGCUCCAGCCCCCGGCAGCCCCGUGUCCCGCGAAACCUCGAGGGUGCCCCUUGAACGGCCCACCAGCCUUGCCCUGGACGUGAGGGGCGGCCCCCCUGAGGUCCCUGGAGAGAAGGAGAAGCCAGGGAGCAGCCCAGGGGCUCGGGAGCAGCCCGAGAGCCCCAGCAGUGGUGGUGGCGUGUGCCAGAUCCAGCGGUACCGGGACCAGGAUGCUGAGCGGCUGGCUAGUGCCGUGGAGCUGUGGCGGGGCAAGAAACGGGCAGCCUCCAGCACUGUGCUCAGCCAGUCCCUGGACCUGGGCCCGCGGGGUGCUGAGGUGCCCGGCUCACCCAAACAGGAGAGAAGACCAUCCUUGCCCGCAGGCGACGUGGCCAAGGUGCUCCCGUCUCUGACGCAGCACAGGGGCCAGCCGCCGGUUGAGAGCCUGGACGGGGAUCCGGGCAGCAAGAGGCACACCCAGAAGAAGAAGUCCAGCGAUGCGGCCGCUGGGUCUCCAGACGCGGGGCUCUCUGCGGGAUCCCCAGCUGACUCGAAGUCCACUUUUAAGAGGCUAUUUCUGCACAAAAGCAAGGACAAGAAGUACAGCCUGGAGAGUGCUGAGGAGGCGGAGGGUGCGGGGUCCACGCACGGCCCACUGGAAGCCACUGCCAAGAAGAAUCUAGAAGGUGCCCUGGAGAAGCCCGCCAAGGAGCCGGGGGGCAAAGGGCGGAAGAGCCGGGCCCUGAAGGUGGGCCGCAUCACGGUGUCUGAGCGGUGGCGUGAGUCAGUGUUCCGGCAGAUAACCAACGCCAACGAGCUCAAGUUCCUCGACGAGUUUCUGCUCAACAAGGUGAAUGACCUGUGCUCCCAGAAAACCCCCAUCGAGAGCCUGUUCAUCGAGGCCACUGAGAGGUUCCGGAGCAACUUGAAGACCAUGUACUCCGUUCCUAACGGGAAGAUCCACGUGGGCUACAAGGACCUCAUGGAGAACUACCACAUCGUGGUCAGCAGCCUGGCCGCCGAGCGCGGGGAGAAGGACCCCAACCUGGUCCUCAACCUCUUCCAGUCGCUGCUGGAUGAGUUCACAAGGGGGCACACCAAGAGCGAUUUUGAGCCCCCCAAGCAGAGCAAAGCCCAAAAGAAGAAACGGAAGCAGGAACGUUCGGUCCAGCAGCACAACGGGCACGUGUUUGCCAGCUACCAGGUCAACAUCCCGCAGUCAUGUGAGCAGUGCCUCUCCUUCAUCUGGCUCAUGGACAAAGCCCUGCUCUGCAGCGUGUGUAAGAUGACCUGCCACAAGAAGUGUGUGCCCAGGAUCCAGACCUACUGCUCCUACACCUCGGGCAGCAAGGCAGAGCCGGGUGCCGAGCCAGGCCACUUUGGGGUGUGUGUGGAUAGCCUGACGAGUGACAAGGCCUCCGUGCCUGUUGUGUUGGAGAAGCUUCUGGAGCACGUGGAGAUGCACGGCCUAUACACUGAAGGGCUCUAUCGCAAAUCUGGGGCUGCCAACCGCACACGGGAGCUCCGGCAGGCUCUGCAGACAGACCCCACGACUGUGCAGCUGGAGAACUUUCCGAUUCACGCCAUCACCGGGGUCCUGAAGCAGUGGCUGCGGGAGCUGCCCGAGCCGCUCAUGACCUUCGCGCAGUACAGCGACUUCCUCCGGGCAGUGGAGCUGCCGGAGAAGCAGGAGCAGCUGGCGGCCAUCUAUGCCGUGCUGGAGCACCUGCCCGAGGCCAACCACAAGUCCCUAGAGCGCCUGGUCUUCCACCUGGUCAAGGUCGCCCUGCUGGAAGACGUGAACCGCAUGUCGCCCAGCGCUCUGGCCAUCAUCUUUGCACCCUGCCUCCUGCGCUGCCCCGACAACUCGGACCCGCUGACCAGCAUGAAGGACGUCCUUAAGGUCACAGCGUGCGUGGAGAUGCUGAUCAAGGAGCAGAUGAGGAAAUACAAGGUAAAGAUGGAGGAGAUCAACCAACUGGAGGCCGCUGAGAGCAUCGCUUUCCGCAGACUCUCCUUCCUACGACAGAACUCGCCGUGGCCUCUCAGACUGGGGUUCUCGUCUCCCUAUGAGGGGGUCCUGGGCAAGAGCCCCAAGGCCCGGUCAGGUGGCAGUGGCGGCAGGAGCCCUGAGGAGCUGGGGGCGCUGCUGGAGGAGGAGGCAGCUGCUGGGGACGAGGACCAGGAGAAGCACAUUCUCAUCGAGCAGAUUCAGUCUAUCAAGGAGGAGAAGCAAGACAUCACCUACCGGCUGCCUGAGCUGGACCCGCGCGGCUCAGACGAGGAGAACGUGGACUCGGAGACAUCAGCCAGCACCGAGAGUCUGCUGGAGGAGCGCACAGGGCGCAGCGGUGCUGGUGCCGCCGAAGGGCCCCCCGCGCCGGGUACCCCCUGUCCCAGCACGCCCGCCCCGAAUCCCUUCCCCGCGGCGGGCGCCCCUCCGCGACGAAGGCCGUCGUGUUCCUUGACGGUCAGAGUGAAGACGCCCCGGCGGACCCCCGUCAUGCCCACGGCCAACAUCAAGCUCCCGCCCGGCCUCGCCUCGCACCUGGCUGGCCUCGCACACGGCGCCCAGCAGGCUGCCCCAGUGAGGCGCCGGGAGCCGCCUGCCCGCCGCCCGGACCAGGUACACUCCGUCUACGUGGCACCCGGCGCCCACCUGCCUGCUCAGGGCCCCCAUGAGCCGCUGGACACGGACGAGCCGCUGCCAGGGGCCCAGCGGAGGUACUCGGACCCCCCCACCUACUGCCUGCCCCCUGCCGCGGGACAGGCCAACGGCUGAGAGUCCAGCCCAAGCUGGCCGAGGUGCUCUGGAGGGGAACGACCGGGAUGCAGCACUCUGGGGACAGGCACCGCCCAGGGCGGCACCUAGGAGAGUGUGGUUGGGCCACAGCUGGGCUGACCCAAAGUGCCAGUCCUGGGGGGGUGGGGGGCGUGGCCCCUCCUCCCCAUUUUGUACGUUUUUAAGGUAGCUUCCUGAGUGGUUUACAUAACUUGAAACUGUAACAGCCUUAACAGAAGACCAAAAUCUUUUUUAUA